This is a messenger RNA of Osmerus eperlanus (European smelt), 663 nucleotides long. Its product is annotated as cytochrome c oxidase subunit 6B1. NCBI's taxonomy places the organism in Eukaryota, Metazoa, Chordata, Actinopteri, Osmeriformes, Osmeridae. The transcript is spliced from 5 exons. Gene Ontology annotation, cellular component: mitochondrion; respiratory chain complex IV. The record is from RefSeq and is a predicted model, not a curated record. The coding region runs from base 211 to 471 and encodes 86 amino acids.
AGAUUCCAAACUAUGUCGCUAAACUGAACCACCCAGGCUAUAGCUAAAUAGGCUACCUAUACAUUCCCCGCUUUGACCCGGACUGCACGACUACAACAUUAUAAACCGAGGCGCGAAGAGCGCACGCUCAUCAGUGGAACGAACCCAAGUUUCAUCUGCAGGAAGAAAGUAUUUCUGAGGCCGAGGCGCCAGCACCUUCAACAACUAAAAAUGGCUGAGGAAAUUCAAACUAAGCUGGAGCAAUACCGGACUGCACCUUUCGAUGCCAGAUUCCCUAACCAAAAUCAGACAAAGAACUGCUGGGCCAACUAUCUGGAUUUUCAUCGCUGUCAAAAAUCGCUGGACGCCAAAGGAGUGGACACCGCCCCUUGUGAUUGGUAUAAGAGGGUCUACAAGUCACUCUGCCCCAUAUCUUGGGUCCAGAAAUGGGACGACCAGAGAGAUGACGGAACCUUCCCAGGGAAGAUCUAAACACAUCUCAAAAGACAGUUUCCAAAGACGUUGUUCUCACUGCUAAAUGUUUGUUUGAGAGGUAUGGACAGGCCUCCUCUACCUCUCCUCUACUGCCCCUCUGAAAUGGGAGCAGAAUAUCAUUGAAGUCAUUCCUUUACAGAAAAAAUAAUUUAUGUAUGGCAUUAAAAUGUCUCAGGCGAUAUUUAUGGA